AUGGAGACUCGCAUGAGUCAAAUGACAACUACCAUAAAUCGCCUGGAGUCUCACGUUUAUGAAAAAUUGAUAUCGCAACCUGAGGUAAAUCCUAGAAAUAUAAGUGCCAUGACAUUAAGGAGUGGCAAGGAAGUGGAGGGACCAAAGGUCACGAACUUAAAGAGUAAAAGUGAAGACGAGAUCGAGAAGGAGAUAGAGGAAGAAGGACACAUUCGUGGAGGUCCUGAGGUAACUCUUACACUAUCAAUACCCGUUAAAUCUAAUUUACCUCCUUUUCCAUGCAGGCUGGCAAAGACGAAGAAGGCAGAGAAGGAAAAAGAGAUCCUGGACGUGUUCAAAAAGGUGGAGAUCAACAUCCCCUUGUUGGAAGCAAUUAAGCAAGUGCCGAAAUACGCAAAAUUUCUCAAGGACUUGUGCACUCAUAAGAGAAAAUUGAGAGGGGAUAAAAGAGUAGCGGUGGGAGAGAAUGUGUCAGCCAUGCUCCAAAGGAAGCUCCCACCCAAGUGUGGAGAUCCAGGUAUGUUCACAAUCCCAUGCAAGAUAGGAAAUACACCAAUUAGAAAAGCAAUGUUAGAUUUAGGGGCGUCAAUCAAUGUGAUGCCAAAGACCAUUUUUGCUUCUCUAAAUCUUGGGCCACUUAAAGAAAUAGCCAUCAUAAUCCAACUAGCUGAUCGCACAAAUGUAUAUCCAGAGGAGCUAGUUGACGAUGUCUUGGUUCAGAUAAAUGAAUUGGUCUUUCCUGCAGAUUUUUAUAUCUUGGACAUGGAAGAUGAAAAAUCAUUAAACCCGUCACCUAUCUUGUUAGGUAGACUGUUUCUUAGUACUGCCAGGACUAAAAUAGAUGUGAAUGAGGGUACUUUGGCAAUGGAAUUGGAUGGUGAAACUGUGAAUUUCAAUAUUUUUGAGGCGAUGAAGUAUCCAGAAGAAUCUAACUCGGUCUUUGGUUUGAGCGUUGUUGAGCCUUUUGUGCAGGAAAUUUUCGAAUUAGAUGGCAAAGACGCAUUGGAAGUGGCUCUAAUGAAGCAUUUGGAGUUGGGUGUAACUCUUGGUGUGGAUUUAAGGGAAGAGUUGCUCCAUGCUGUUGAGGCCUUACAUUCACUACCCACCGUAUCCCCAAGGUAUGAACUUACUUCUCUUUUUGUGCCAGAAACUCAGACGAAGUUGCUUCCUUCAGUUGUGCAGGCACCGGAAUUAGAACUAAAGCCUCUCCCGAAGCAUCUAAAGUACGCAUUCCUAGGAGAUCGGGAGAUACUCCCAGUGAUCAUCUCUGUACAUCUAUCUCCAAGUCAAGAGGACAGACUGGUGCGAAUCCUUAGGGAGCAUAAGGAAGCAAUUGGGUGGAGUAUAGCUGAUAUUAAAGGGAUCAGCCCGUCCUUGUGCAUGCACCGGAUAAGGCUCGAGGAUGAUGCAAAGCCGGUGAGGCAAGCACAGCGAAGAUUAAACCCCCUGAUGAUGAAAGUUGUGAAAAAGGAGAUAGUCAAACUCCUAGAGGUGGGGAUCAUUUCUGCUAUCUCGGAUAGCCCAUGGGUGAGCCCUGUCCAGGUGGUCCCGAAGAAGGCGGGAGUGACCGUGGAGGAGAACUAG
Molecule: messenger RNA, 1584 nt
Organism: Coffea eugenioides
Lineage: Eukaryota; Viridiplantae; Streptophyta; Magnoliopsida; Gentianales; Rubiaceae
Exons: 1
Coding region: 1-1584 (527 amino acids)
Source: RefSeq, a predicted model, not a curated record